Messenger RNA from Prunus armeniaca (apricot), 291 nucleotides. NCBI's taxonomy places the organism in Eukaryota, Viridiplantae, Streptophyta, Magnoliopsida, Rosales, Rosaceae. The record is from the annotation of a GenBank genome assembly.
AUGACGAACAGGAGGUCAGCUAUGAAGGCAAAGCAGAGGAAGAAGAUGUAUGUCAGUGCGCUUGAAUAUAACUUGGAAAGGUUGUACUGUGAAGCGGCUGCUCUGUCUGCUCGGUUGAAUCUAUGGAUGACAGAUGCCCUUUACAUACAUGCAGACAACAAGAGACUGAGGCAAUGCCUGCACCAUAUUGUGCAACAAAUUCGAUUGCAAGACACCUUGAUGGAUGAGACUCAAAAAGAGAUUCAAGAUCUGAAAAGAUUUGUUUGGUCACACAAGACCUCAAAAAAUUGA